Molecule: messenger RNA, 1818 nt
Organism: Emericellopsis atlantica
Lineage: Eukaryota; Fungi; Ascomycota; Sordariomycetes; Hypocreales; Bionectriaceae
Exons: 2
Coding region: 1-1818 (605 amino acids)
Source: RefSeq, a predicted model, not a curated record
AUGGCCAAGCGCCCCGUCCGCGUGGGCAACGUCUCUGGCGCAACAGGCGACUCCCCCCACGCGAUGCGCCGCAUGGUCUCGAGCGGUCACUGCGAUGUCAUCACCGGCGACUGGCUGUCUGAGAUGAACAUUGCGUGGAACGCCAUCACCAAGCAGGAGGUGGACCCCGAUCUGGGCUACGAGAAUGGCUUCUACGUGCAGCUGGAGGACUGUCUGGACGAUAUUGUCCGCGGGGGCAUCCGCGUGGUGACCAAUGCCGGGGCGCUCAACACGGAGAGCUUGUACAUCAAGGUGAAGACGUUGCUCGAGGCGCGUGGCUACGGCCACGUCGUGGUGGCGGCUGUCUAUGGCGACGACGUGUCCGAUCUCGUGCGGGAUCCGACGCGGCGUAGGGCGCUGCACCAUCUCGACAAGGAGCACGUGUCGCUUGCAGACUGGGGGUUUGAGCCGACAUGUGGCAAUGCGUACAUUGGCUGCGCGGGCAUCACACAGGCCCUGCGUGCCGGGGCGCAGAUCGUGCUCUGUGGACGUGUGACGGAUGCCAGCCCCGUCAUGGGCGCUGCCGCGUGGUGGCAUGACUGGGACGUCUCGUCGUCGCACGAGCAGCUUGCUGGGUCGUUGCUGGUGGCGCAUCUGAUCGAGUGUGGGCCAUACGUCGUGGGCGCCAACUUCUCCGGGUUCAAGGACUUUCUGCCCGAGCUCGUUGAUCUGGCGUUUCCCGUGGCCGAGAUUGACUAUCAUGGUGGGUGUGUCAUUACUAAGACGAGUGAGGGAGGAGGACGGGUGACAAGGGGCACUGUCACGGCGCAGCUGCUGUACGAGCUGCAGGGGCAUCUGUAUCUCAACCCAGAUGUUGUGGCCGAUCUAUCUGGCGUACGGGUGGAGGAGGAGGCUGCCAACCGCGUGCGUGUGACGGGCGUCAAGGGGCUGCCGCCACCGCCGACGACCAAGGUCAUGGUGGCUGCCAAGGGGGGCUUCCAGGCCGAGGCGACGUUCUACAUUAACGGGCUCGAUGUGGCGGCCAAGGCGGAGAUGAUGCGCGCACAGCUGGCGCACGUCUUCCGGGGCAGCAACUUCUCCCGCCUGAGCAUCGAGCUCUACGGGACACCCGCGUCGAACCCGUCGUCGCAGCAGCAAGGCACCGUCUCGCUGCGUGUGUUCGCCCAGGCACGACGCAAGGAGGACAUUGACGAGAUCCGCUUCAAGAUCCCCAUCUACGCGCUGCGGAUGCAGAGCUACGCCGGGUACCACAUGAACCUCGACUUUCGGACGAUGAGCCCCAAACCCUUCAUGGAGAUGUUCCCGGCCGUGAUGAGCCUGGCGGACAUUGACCACCGCGUGGCGCUGAGCGACGGGCAGACCAUGGCCAUCCCGCCGCACGAGGUGACGAGGGUGUACCCGACCGUGCGGCCGACGAGCGACACGGCGGAGCCGGUAGACCUGCUGGCGUACGGGCCGAGCGAGUUUGCGCCCCUGGGAAACGUCGUGCACGCGAGGUCGGGGGAUAAGGCGGACAACUCCAACGUGGGCUUCUUUGUGCGGCACGACGACGAGUACCCGUGGCUGCGGAUGCUGCUGAGCACGAGCAAACUCAAGGGCCUCCUUGGCGAGGACUGGUUCCGGGGGGACACGACGAGGAGGGUGGAGAGGGUUGAGUUUCCGGGGAUCAACGCUGUGCAUUUCCGGAUCAUGGACAACCUGCACGGUGGCAUCGCGUCGUCGGAUCGCAUCGAUGGGCUUGGCAAGGGCAUUGCAGAGUAUCUGCGGAGCCGGUAUGUUGAUGUGCCAAAGAGGUUUCUAGAGAGGGGGCGAAUAUAG